CAUUCACGAAGAAAGACAAGGUUCUCAUCCACCCAGGCGGUGGUAAAAUUUAGAGCAAUUUUCUUUCCAUUUCGUCAUUAGAUUAACAAACAGAACCGUCCUACUACGCUAAUCUAUUUGCCUUUGUACGAUUCUCACAGGAAUUGGUCCGUUCAGUCCUCGAAAAUGUACGUUUGUUUAUCAUGUUCAUUUCUUUCGAUUUGUGUUUGUUUCAUCUAGUAAACCGAUAAAAGCUUUACAUGGAUAUUCAAAUCGAUUUGGCCAUUGUAAACGUACUAUGUGCCCUGUAAUUAAGCUUUCAUACAUUUUUGUUCGUUAAAUCUUGGACGAAAUUUAAUAGCUGAGAAACGAAACGACCCAAUGCUACAUUUACGAACCGCGUUUUGAGAAAGGUUGUCGUGUGGUAAUAUAAAUUUCUUCCUUUCUUUAACUUUGUUUUGUAGAGAAAUACAAGCUUACAUAACUUGAAAAAGAUGCGGAAGUGUUUGUUGGAGACCAAGGGAUCGAUUGUUGUUGUCAUUCCAUGUUGUAUUUGUUCUCCGCGAGUCGUAGACGGUAAGCAAUUGAUGAUGUAAACUUCAAUACUUCGAGCUAAAAUAUAACUUAAACUAAGCUUAUUUAGGUAGUUUCUCGGUCAUUUAUCCAUACUUUCGUAGCUCAGGUUUUAUACCUUUAUUUAGGGAAAAUUGAUUGAUUGAUAGAAGUAAGAAAUAUUUCCUUUUUUGAACGAAUAUUACGGGGAUUUCUUUACUCUAGCUUCCUUUUCUGUGUCACGAGUUUCCUGUUAAAAAGUUGAUCUUUGAGAAUCGAAACCGGUUGUUAUCAAGGUAAGAACAGGCAACGUGGGUGUCCCAGGGGGUAUAUCUCACAUACAUAAGUGAUUGCCUUUAUCAAUGCACUGGUUCGCGUCUUUUUUACUUCAUCAUUUAGUGGUACUAUUUAUCAAAUAAGCGUCUCGGACAAUCGAGAAGAUGAUAUUGUUACUAUAUCAAGGUAAACACAUUGGCUCGGCUCAUAAAUUCUCUUACCUAAGAGCAAAUCCAUUGAUCUGCCACCCUGAAAUUAUCAUAUUAUUAUUUCCCCAACUACGUUAAUUACUUGUUUUAAGAUAUCAAGUUAAUUUGAGAAACCUUAAGUUUUUAAGGCUGGUUUUAACACGCUUCAUAAUUGCAUGUUUUGUAGCAAAAAAUAAACCCUUUCAAUGUAAGGAAGUGCAAACGCUAUUAUUAUUUAAUUAUUAAUUAUUCCAGUAGCUUUACAUUUGUAAUAUUGUCCAUCUCUUGAUCUCUACCAGUAGUGAAUUUGUUGUGAGUUUUCCUUACCAUAAGUAAGCCCCUUUGAAAGAAAAGAAGGGUUAAAUACCAAUGAUAUACAGUAUAAAAAUUAAUAUUACUUUCAGAAGCUUUCUCUGUUGCUUGUUCAGCUAACUUCCUGUUAAAAAGGGAUGGAUCGAUAAAUUUUAUGUGAAUUUGUCUUUUUUGAAUUGUAAUGAGUCUGUUAUAUUAUUUUAUUUUUUAAAAGAUAAUAUAUAUUCGAAAUAAUCUAGUGUCUGCACUUGGCCGUUUAUUAUAUUGUUGAAUCAAGUACAAAAAUGUAGUGCAAUUCAAUACAAAUUUAGCCCCUAAAUAUCUAAAGGAUUAAGAACAAAGGCUUCAAUUCCCCUUUGUAUUUAACCAACACCAAUAUUCUAACAUAUUUUUUUUAUUACAGAUAGUAAACCUUAUAAACAUGUGAACUGGUAACGCCACUGUAAAUAUUUGUUGUGUGAAAAUCAACAACUUUAAAACUAAUAACCAAUUAUGACUACUACACAUAUAUUAUAUGAUAAAUGAUACUUAAAUCAGUGUUUCAUGAGAGAUCAACCAUUUUUUGUCUUCUGUAAGAUCUCAGUUGUUAAUUAAAAACAAAAACUGGAUGAAGUGUUCUCAUUUGACUCAUUGAUCAAUAUUAAAGUAAAAAUUAAAGUGAAUAAUGAGAUGGUUGUCAUAGUUACCAGGAUAAAAAUUAAAGCAACCAGCCUUCUAAUGAUGGGCACAAUUUUGUGCAGCGCAGAUAUAAAUACCAGUAACAAAAUUAUAAAAGAGUGGAAAUCCACAAGUUAUUGGGAAGUAUGUUUAGGAAGUCUAUUUAUGCAGCUUUGGUAAUAUGUAAAUCUACCUGAUAUUUUACCAUCAUUACUGAUUGAAGGUUUACAAAGAGUUUAGAUUUGUAUAGGUAAUAGCAGGAUUUGUAGUGAUAUUUGGCAUAAAUACCACGAAUGAUAUUUCGAAAUUGUUAUACGUAAUUUCACGAGUCGUUAGGCGAGUGAAAUUUGAGACAAUUUUGAAAUAUCACGAGUGGUAUUUAUGCCAAAUAUCACGUACAAAUCAUGCUAUUAUUUGUUUAUACUACUACCCACAAAGGUUUUGUAAUUUUCACAUGUAGGUAUUUCAAAUUAAGCUGAAAUACCACUGCUCUAAGCCAAUCAAAUUGCAGAAAUUUCUCAUGUAGUAGUAUAAUGUUAGGAACACCAUUGCCUUCUCAAAAUCAACAGAUUGCUGGUUCUACCAGCCAAUCCCUUCAGGCUAUGAAUUCCUCUAUCCAGCUUGUGUACUAUUUUCCACAGUCUAGCAAUCCUCUGAGUACUGUACUUUUAGAAUAUUUUGAGAAGCCUUUUGUUUUAUAUAAGGCCAGUUUCAGUUUAAAAAUGCAAUCUUGUUAAGGACAUUUAGUUGUCUGGGUGCUGUCGCCUCAGGGAUGGGUGCUAACCAGACUGGAACUCAAAUAAAAUAUUGGCAUAAUUUAGCUGCUGUGGCAUCAAAUGAAAUGAUUAACAAGUCUUUUACAAUAUUAGUACCUAAAGUUUCAUUCUUUUUGUCUGUUUUAACGUUGUACUGUGGCUUUAUGAUGACACUGAAUAUCAUUUUUAUUUUUCUUGAUAUACUUUUUUACUUGUUUAAUCUAUACAGAAAUUAAACAACUUAAUUCUAAUUCUAAUUGUGUAAUCUGCAGACGUGCAGCAGACGUGCAGAUGUGCAUGUACUAAUGUUAAAAAUAGUUAUAGUGCCAGUAUUAAGUUAAAAAAAAAAAAAAAAAGCGUCACCAUUUUUCAAGAUGGCAUCUGACGGCCUUUUUGAAAACCUCCACUGACUGCAUUAUUUGGUGAGGAGUUCCAGUCUCUGAUUGUAGGAGUGUCUGUGAUGAAUCAGUUUGAAGCUCAAAUAAAUGAAAAAUCUUUGACUUAGAGACCAUGUUAGACUGAGAGCACUACAGAACAGUCUCUCUUUUUCUUCAGAUUUAAUGAGGGGAAAGCACAAGCACACAACAAAAUAGUCUUAGACAACAUAGUCUAAGACCAUAUGCCAAGAGGGAACAAUCCCCUUGUACCUCUUUUUUUUAAAUACACGUAGAGAAAGGAACUUGCUGAUCUGAUUUCUGGUCUACAUGUAUGUGUAGGAAGCAAAUAAAUUUCUUGUUCUCGCUUGUUUUGUUUUCUGCCCCCCCCCCUCCCCCCAAUUUUUUUUUGUUGGGCGUUUAGUAGGCCUCAUUCGGUGGGAAAAACGUCCGCGAACUAACCGAGGGUCGUGAUCGAAAUUAUUGGAAAGGAAUUUAGCCCAGGCGGGUAGUGGAACAAGAUUUUUAGAGGAAUGUUUUGGUCAAUUUUAGAUGGCUUAUAGCGUUUUUCUCUGACCGUUUUGGCUGAAUCAUGCUCGUUUUGGGUAUGGUUGGAAAAAAAUGAGAUCUCUUCUCUCCUGCACAAGUUGGUGUCAAAGUUGUCCAAGACCAUUAGAACUGAUGACAUCAGAAGUGAUGCAUGCAAGGCUGUGCUCUAAGGAAAAUUGAAGGGAGUCCAGUGCUCUGAAACUGUAAAUAUGAUUUGUAUGAAAAUAGUAAGAUUUUCUUUUCGCGCAAGAGGAAAAGUUGGGCGCCAGGGGCCAGUUGGCUCUGCUAGAGUACACCCUUGGGUGCAAAUUAUCCGCCCUGGGUGCAAAGGAAAAGGAUCCACUCGGCAGUUACAAAUUAUACGUCAUUUUUGAAUACGUCGCUUUCCAGUCCGAUCCAGGGGCCCGAACCUCCAAAUUCCUUGUUACUUUUCGGUCUCGGAGACGGACGUUUGUGAGUUUCAAUCUCUGUCCAUUCUUGUCAUCUGUAGCAACGGACAAUAUCAAACAGUUUCAAUGCCUAAUUAUAGUCUUCAAUAACAAAACUGGACCAUUAUUUUUAGAAUUCAACUGAUUCGAAGACACAUGUUAGCUUUUCAAAAAAGAUUUAAAAUAGCGUGACAUCAGACCCAAAUCGUAGACAUGUUUGGAUUCACAAGCUGUGGGAACAGAAAGGUAUUAUGAUACUCAACUCAUGGGACCAAAACACACCUACGCACUUACAUAAACAAGCAACAAAUGCUCAAGGCCAGGAAAGGCCCCAAGUAUGUCUAAAAAUAAAUUACGAUCAAGCUUAUAAGACAUCCGUUUGCAGAUGCUGUUACUUUAGAACUUAUAAAGUACAUGUGUGGUCUUAUCCAAACGUCAAAAUGACUCUUGACUACAAGUUUAACAAGAGAGCUGUACAAGUACAAACUACAAUACACCUAGAUCAACAAUUAUUAAAAAAAGGUUUUCAGGUACAUGGCAUAUUGAAUAGUGAAUACGAAGGCGUUGUAACAGCAAACAAAAUAAAAAAAUGGUGCUAAAGUUGGGGACAUGAUGGCACCUCUGUAAGAAACCGGCUUAUAGAAUAGGCCACCCCUCCCCUACGAAUACGUUUUUUCUAUUGAGGGGUUGAGAUAAUAUCACGAGUGAUAUAUACAGACAGUGUUUUUUAAAGUGUGUAGAGCAAGAAAGUGCUGGCCAAGAAAGAAAAAAGAAUAAGUCGCAAGUUAUCGCACACAGCGAAAACCACAGCAGUUACUUGCGGACCCAACUUUAUGUGGAAUAUGAGAAAUAUGACUUAAAAUACGAGUUUUUGUUAAUUUUUAUACUGGAUAUUAGAGAUUGUUUUGAUAAAACUCGUUGUGGGCAGCUUGCCAUUCGAACAGUCCUUCUUUUCUACGUUUUAUGUCAGUUUAGCCACUGAAUUAUUUCAUACUAAAGGGUAAGAAGAAAUUUGGGAGAAUUCUGCAACAGAUUCUCCGGAAGUGAUAUUAAAGGAUUGUGUCUUUUCUCGUUGAAGAAAAAUAAGCCGUGGAAUUUUUUGUUUUAUUAAGGUAACCAUUUGCGGGAGGAGAAAGUGAACAAAAUGACCAAUUGUUAUGAAAAAUAGUCUGGAUGUUUGCAAAGAUAAUAUAAUUAUGUCUAUAAGCUUAGAAGACAAGUCUUGGACCUUCUGCAUUCUGUCAAAUACCUUGGUGUCUACCUAUCUGACGACCUCCGCUGAAACGAACAUAUCUAAACCAUUUCCAACAAGCUAACAAAACUCUUGGCUUUCCAAAGCGGAACUUAAUACAUUGCCCACCCAGGACUAAGGAAACAGCAUACAAGGCCCUAGUACGCCCAACUCUGGAAUACUGUUCAUCUAUGUGGGAUCCACCUACAGCUAAAAACACAAACAUGGUUGUGCACGCUGGGUUCUAAAUCGCUUCGACCGCAAAGCUGGUGUAACUGAAAUGCUUUCAACCCUGAAAUGACAGACACUAGCAAGUAGGCGAACCAUAGCACGCCUAUCUAUGCUGUAUAAAAUGCGUUACAGGCUAGUCUCUCACGAAGAUGCCAAACUACAAUCCGCAAUCGUACUCAACUCGCUCCAUAGAGUACUCUUACACACAGCCGACAGCCAUUAGGGAUUACUACAAGACAGUAUUCCUUCUACCCAACGACCAUUACUUAAUGGAAUAAACUCCCAAGGGAUAUAGCAUUGUCCAAUCCACUGGCUGCUUUUAAAAAUGCAAUUUCAAACAUUAAGGCCCGGUUCAGACGCCGCUCCACUCAUGUGCAGAACCUAACUGAUGAAUUAAGUACGGCAAAAGAGCGGCGUCUGAAUCAAUUUGGUACGACAGUUUUAGUUUGGUGCGGCAAAAGCGUUAAAUUCGACAGAGUCUGUCGAACUUAUUCAGUUAGGUUCGGCGCAUGAAAAGUACGGCGUCUGAACCAGGCCUAAUAUUAACACUUUUAUUACUCUGCGCUCACAAGCGCCAUUUCAGUCACUUUUGUUGUCGUUUUUUUUUUUUUUUUUUUUUACAGCAGUCAAAAACGCUCAGAAUUGAGUGACAGACCUUAAUGGUAAAUGUAAAUGUAAAUGUAAUUGAGGUUUUUGCAUUACAAAAAUACAUAUGUAGGCGUCUUAAAUAGGUCGAAACAUUUUGGAAAGCUAUUUUUAUACUGAUCCCUGAAUCUGUUGUCGUAGAACUACACUGAGAAAAAUGGAAUUUAAUUUGUCCGCCUUUGUGGUUUUAUCGCGGCUUUGCCCUUUUUAGUGAAAUGUCCGUGUUGAAUAAUUCAUGUACCUGUUGAAAAUGUGAAAGGAGACAUGUUUUGAAUUUGCUGUGUUAGAAUGCGUAUAUUGUCGGCUGUCGAAGAAUUAAACGAGAAGUGGUGUAGUAGGCGAUCACCGUGUAAAAGCGUGGACUGUAGACAACUUUCCAGUCGGCCCACAAGCCAGAGCGACCAAUAAUUGAACCGAAAAAUAAUUCGAGUCGUGUUGCGAGGAAAUUCACAGCAGUUAAAUAGAGGGAAGAGCUAAAUUGACAGGUAAUCAACUGUGUUCGCUUCAAUUCAUUGAGGUUUAUCGCAAGUGCAGUGCUCUUGAUCAUUUUUUUUCAGUCUUGAAAUCGUAUAGGGCAUUAGCUCGUUGUCUAAGCUCGACGAAGAAAGACAGGAUAUAAAUUAGAGUGUAGAAUUUUUUGUACAAAAAAUGGUGUCAUUCAUCUGCUAGUUCAUGUUAAACGAUAUAUUUGUUGAAAUAAUCAAUUCCUCGUUUUUUCGUCUAUUCAAGAGCACCAGAUUUAUAAAAUAAUCUUCUUCAUGUAAAACUUGAACAGUUGUAGUAGUUUAGGGUUAGAAUUUUUCUUUGCAUCCUUCAUGGGAUAUUUGCCGCACCUUUCGCGUUUGUUUCACUUGACGUCGUAAUUGACGGAUGGUUGCUAUGGAAACUAAUGACAUCUGCCGAUUCAGCGUUUAUAUUUGCGGCUUUAUAAAAUUCGCAGAGAGAUAAAUAGAUAAAUCGUUAUUGAAAAGUACAUUUCGCAGUAGUCGACUAAAUUACGAGCUUUUUACAGUGAAUAAUGAUCUAUAUAUCAAUGUAGUCAACGUACGUUAUCAAGUAAUAGUAAGUCUGACAAAUAGAAAGAGAAACACUAUUUUUUAGAGAAAAUAGCCGUGUAUACAUAAAAAUUAAUAAAACGCGAUGGCUACGUAAUGAUAAUGGAGUUCUUAAACCGAUCUGUUGUACAGAUAGGAGCUGGUAUAUAAAGAGUCUUUUUCUUCCAUUUCUUUCUUUUUAUCAUUUCUUGGUCGAUGUUACCCAACGAAGUGGAAGGGGCAGCCGGAAUUACGUUUGCUUGCAGUUGACAUGUAGCCAUGUUAAAGAGAAUUUGAUCUGUAUCUUUUAAACGGGUUUUUUCGCAUACCAUUUUGGUCAGAGCUCCGUGUGAAAGAAAGUAAUUUGGCCUGUUCAAAGAAAAAAGAAAGAACACAGUUCAAAACCUAUGCCACUUACACGAGCCUCUAAUAAACAAAUUACGCUAUGUACUUGUUAGUUGUGGUGCACAUGAACGCAAAACUUUCGUAGACGAAAAUAAUUCUCGUUUUCUCGUAUUUCACUUCUGUCUGUACUUUUUUUGUUCAUUGUGGUUUUGGAAACAGAAGGAACAACAGAAAAGAAACAAGUGGUGGCAAUGUUUUACAACAAUGUAGUUUCCUCGCAGGAUAAUGGGCUUGGAAAUACCCGCAUGGCGCGCGAGAAACGCUUUCGUUUCUUACAUUUCGCGUCCUCGUCACUUGUCAGCCCAUUAACUUUGACAGAUGCACACAUUCUACGGGAAAUUUGGCUUUAAAGUUCCAUGGGUAACAGAGGUGGUGGUUUUUUCUGCGCACGGAGGGAUAUUUCGUGGUCGUCCAAAGGCCAAAGCCACGAGCGGCGCGUGGGUCACUUUAAAGACCCUACUGAAAACGGAAGCCGCCCAUGAAACAGUGGCGGAUCCACACCUUCAGAUAUUUUGGUCGAAAAAUAAGGGGGGAGGGGCCGCCCCCCCUCCCCCCCCGGGGCCCCUCCCCUGGAUCCACCACUGUGAAAAGUCUAUUGCACUCAGGUGAACUAUGGGGGAAAUUAACUCACAGACGUUGUGUGAGAACUGAAACACUCAUCGUGGAUGUCAUUGUUAGGUUUGUCCUAGAAACCAGUUAAAUAAAUGAUCCAGGAAGUACAAGAGAGAAAGCGUAUUUAACACAAAGGUUGUGCGUAUUAAACGCAAAAAAUAGCCAUUGUAAUCUCGAUUGUGUACUCUUGUAAUUUCUAAAGUGGUCCUUUUAAUUGUCAGGUUUCUAAAUUGAUCAAGCCAAGUCCUGGUUUGCACCGGCUGUGUGUCUUACUGAAGGAUUGAAGUUUGUGACAGUGUUAAUCUAAAGCCUGUCCUUUAUACGUAUCAACCGUGAUUAAAGGUAUGUCUAUCUAACUGCUAGUUGUGAUAGGAAGCUAUGUUGUUUUGCAGGGCCGAAAACGUCACUACCAUGUUGAACGGCUUCGCGUGUUUUCAAAUUUCUUCGCGAUUAUUCCAACUCGCCUGAAAUGUCGCAUUUCCCUGGAAUUGAAUUGUUGGGGACCGAAACCAAGUUUAGGAGGCGAAAGAAAGAUUUUUCGUUAUAUAAAUAAGACGUUGCGUGAGAGAAUUUCAUUUCAAUUUUUUGGGUCGAAAAAGAAAAUAGACGAGCGUGGCCUGGGAAAGAAAAAAAAGGCGGGGGAGCCUGUAGACUUUGUUUUGAUGCCGCCCAUUCAUUAUAACCAGAUUCUGGUAUCAUGAUCUGAUUGGUCAGAUCGCUGACUGUUGACAAGUGAGUGAUAAAAAAUACCCACGUGCUCGUGAAUGCCAUUAGAAGUCGGUUGCCCGAGCAACAGCGCUUACGCAUGCUCUACUUGUCUCUCACUAUGUUUCAUAAGGAAAUAUAUGAAAAGUCGGCUCGUUUAGGGUAGCGCGGGUGGACGGGUUACCCCGGACAAUAGGUCAUUUCCGAGUUCCCCCAGACCUCUGUUUCAAAACGAGGGUAGGUGCUCAGCCUUUGAUAUAGAAAUCAUUUUUCAUUCUCAUGCAAAUAAAACUCAUUUUCACAAGAAAGGUUGUACACCUAGCCUCAUUUUGAAAGUGAGGGUUUUUGGAACUCGGAAGUGGCCUAUUUUUCUCCAUAUCCACGGGGUCUCCGACAUAAACAAUGGAACAGGGUCCUGGGGGUAAUGAACAGGUCAGGUCAAGUUGUUUUUCUUACUUUACUCCUGCGUAGCAGGCACCAGUUUUGUAGGGCGAAGGAAGAAAUCUCCCCUUCGCGUGUUCCCCUCGCGCGGCCAGUAAUAAAAUAAUUACGGGCGCCUGCUACGCGGGCUGUUCUUACUUUUGAUGCAACGUGAAACUGAUUCUAAUUAUUCUGGAAUACUCUCCUGAAAACGAACCUAGAUUCUCUCAAAUAAAUGCUUCGACCUCAGCAGGUUUAAUAGACUUAAUAUCUAAACAAAUCUGAAACCAGAAUCAGAGACGUAGCGGAACUUUCCACGCUCGACCCAGAUAAAAAAUGAAAGUUUUCGCGUGGAAAAUCGAACGGCCGAUCACAUAUUCCGAAUUUAUUGCUGACAGUUUAGGGAAUGUUGCGUUUAUGAAGUCACGUGAACGUUAGCCAAGUGGAUUAAUUUGCAUUAGAGUUCCUCGUUUAUUCUUGUGAUAACGAACUGUGAAAACUGCGCAUCAGUGUCCGAGUAGUUUGAGGUAGGUUCUUGCAGUGGGUCAUAAUUCCUAACUGUUUUUGAAAAGUGUUUGCACAAGAACUGGGUUGUGUUUAUAUCACAACUCUUGCGUAUUGUUUUGGUUUAUGGUGAGUUUUAGUAGUCGACCAAUAUUUAAUUUUCUACUAUGUGAAAACACUUUCUGAUGUUUUCUAUAAACAACUCACUCUCCUCCCUUCCCUUCAAUUAUUAAAAUACAGUACAUACAUUAGGACUUAGAAGAGUAUUCUUUCAAGCAAUGAACUUUGUGAGUUGUGCUUAGAAAGUGUUUAUUAAUUACCAGGCUGUAGUCACGAUCCGUUAACUCAUUAUAAAACACAAAUCUUUUUCACUACAUUUUCCGUUUUCCCUCAGGGUUUUGUUCUCAAGAGAAAAAAAAUGAACAAAAUAAACAUCUUCAGAGUUAUUCAAACCACCAGGAAUCAUUCAAAUUAUCGACAAUUUGAGAGUGUAUUUAUGAGAAUUGUCAUCUCGUCUGUUUUUAUUGUUUAUGACCGUUGCCACAUUUAAAUAUCACAGCGCCCGAAAAACUAAUGAACUGAGGCGAACACAAGGAAGGUUAACAUCUAUGGCUUUUGUCACGUUUUUUCCCCCUACAUGUCGAGUUUAACAAUUGUUAUAAAUGAACUCGACAUUUGUGCUGUAAGAUCGUAUUAGUUAGUGUACAAAUAGGCUUACAGUCGUUUAAAUGCGUGGGAGGAGGCAAACAUUUGUUUCGGUUUAAUACGAAUACAACAGUGCGUAGUUUCUAGAAUUUUGCCUGUGGUGUAAAUUAAAUUGGAACAGGAAGAGAGAGAGAGAAAUUAAGAAGGAAACUUUUCAAAAUUUUCGGUUUGCUCAGAAAUACAAGAAUUGUACUUAAAAACGGCCAAACAAACAGCCUUUAAAGCGUCGGUUUUACUAAGAAAAACGUCUGUAAGUUCUUCUCAUGGUUUCAGUCCCAUGUCUAUCCGUAAAGACUUUAAGGCAGAUCAGCAAUUUAUCAAACAGCAUGUCAUGCUGGGAUAAUCAUCUUGAGAGUUCAGGAUAUACUUGUUCACCUGGUGGUUUACUUAUAAUAUUGGUUUGUCGAAGAGAUGUGAUAAGUUCAACUACCUUUGUUUUUUCCCUCCUUAGUUAAAAGCAUAAUCCUGAAAAUGUACCAUUCAAAGGCGGCUGCCUUUUUUAAGGCAAUAUUGAGGUCUACUCAGGUCACCAGGUUAAUCGUAUUUUUCUCCCUUUAUUCAAAGGGCUUUUGCCUUAGGAAAAUAUUGAGUUUAUAUCAAUAUUUUGCAUGUGUUGUAGGGGUCAUACAAUAGGUGUAAAGCUUGGUUUCCCUUUUGAGCAUAGUCUCAUUCAAAAAAAAUGAAAAAGAAAAGAAAAAAGAAAGAAAGAAACGGAAGAAAAAAGGAAAAGAAAGAAAGAAAAAGUUUCUGCUACAUCACCAAGGUCAUUUUACUCGCGUUUCUUGCAUAAAUCGCGUUCGGUGAGUAAAACUGUGGCCAUAUUUUAUUAUUUCAUCCUGAUUAAUAUCGGGGUUUUUGUUUGCACUUUAUUGAAAUGCUACACGCCUUGUAGUAUGUAAAUGUAGUCGAAACCCGGUAACUCGAACCCUCUAUAACUCGAACCUUCCACUAACUCGAAGCAAUUUAUAUUUCCCUUCAGAUCGUUUUCUGUAUAAUUUUACCCACAAUAACUCGAACUCCCGAUAACUCGAACUUUUUUCUAUUUCCCUUGAAGGUUCGAAUUAUCGGGAGUCAACUGUAUGUAAAGUUGGUAGCUUGAAUAUGAACAAAUCUCCAACAACAAAAAUUUGUUUUUUUUAUAUAUCUAUUGGGCGUGUUACGGUUUGUCAUUAGCCGGUAUAAUUUGAUAAAUUGCGAAUGAAUAUAUGAAUGAAUCAAUAUUACUAAACGAACAAACGAAACAUCUGCUUUAAAACUUCAAGUCCGUCGUAUUCUUAUCGACUAAUAGAUUUUUCCUUCGAGCAGAUGUAAAUUCGUUUCCUCCUGUCCGGCCACCCUGCACUAUUUCCUUUUUGCUGAUAUUUUUGUUAGCCAGGGAACGUAUUUUUUCUUAAAAAGAAGACAUUAUUAACAAAUGUCACAGCUUUGAAGGAGACGUUUGCAAACAGACAACGAGGAGUCGGCAACACAUAACUAAACUUCCAAAUUCGGCGUUGAGAAAUUAAAAUUAUCCCGUACAAGAGAGAAUGAGCUCAUUUUCUCUUUUCUCAUAUGAUUCUACGCAACAGAUUUGGUUUAUCAUCUAAACAGUAAAAAUCUUUCCUGACAAUUCGAACGCUAUCGAUUUAACUUAAGUGAAGAAAGAACAGCGAACUUAUCGAUCUUGGCGAUGACUAGAAACCAGCUUUAAGAGAUUUGUAGGCCUUCUCAGCGUUUCGUUGUUGUAACACACACUGUUGUUUUUCCUUAUCGUCCCUGUGGUCGUUAAACUUUUUUUUUCAGUGUCGAUAGCAAUUAUAUCCUCGUAUCCCGCCGCCAUAUUGGAAGGGAACUUUAGCAUCUAAUAUGGCAACGGCAGCGAAAGCGUCAGUCAAAAAGUGAAUUCUCGCUGCUUCAAACUUCUUUGUUCUUACUCCAUCUUGUUCAAUUUGUCAAACGUGUAGAAUUUUUAUGGAGUUGAUUCUAAAGAACUGUAUCUAAGUCAAUGCACAAAAAAGAAAAAUUAAAUCGUUUUCUCGGGUUCACGUCCCUCAUAAACGCGAAAUUAGGAAGUUUCACAUCGUUGUCGUUCAACAACUGCAAAGAAAUGUACAGAAAAGUGCGAAGUUGUUGUUUUGUUAAUCUAAACCUAGUGUUUUUUUUUCGUUCUGUUGCCGUCGCCGUACUCGUUGCUAAAGGUCCCUAAUGACGCAUUACCACGUUCAAAUUGAUGAAACCAAUCUUCCAGCCUCGUCUCCAAGCCAGUUCGCACUAUCAGAGUUUGCGAAGGAGGCUUGGAACUGAGCGCAAGUCCUGAAUACGCCCGGUAAGAAUACGCCCUAUGUAGCUAGUCAUUCACGUGGUCCCCCCCUCCCAAAGCCUGCGACUGCGGUUGGCUUUUGUGAAUACGGCAAGAUCUUGUUUGUGAUUGGCUAAAAUUGAUGGAAGGUUUAUCAAGACGUUCGGCACUGAAAUGUGUUCGGCAGAUGUAGUUUGAAAAUGCCAACGUUUAAACGUAGUUUGCAAGGGAGAGUGCAGAACAAUAACACUAGCCCCAAGUAAAGGGAAUGGCAGUUUUUAACUAUAUGAGACUUGAAAAGUCACAUUUGAAUCUGUGAUGUCGUAAAAAGUUUGAAAUACUUGGAACGUUCGACCGCAAAUUGUUACAAUGAAAAUCGUACAGUUUAUAACAUUUUCUCGCGGAAAAGCAAAUAUUUUCGUGAACGGCGAACUUAAAUUAUUUUUGUAAUCUGCAUUUUCAAGAUCUUUGUAGUCUUAAGAUGUUGUUUUUCCUUAUCUAUCUAAUUUUAGAAAAGAACUUUGUGGUGAUGCAAUCAGUGUGUGAUAAUGAUAUUGUGGCUCUGCGCAAAGUAUAAAUUAAUUCUAACGGGUAAAACUCAGCGGCUAACGUUAUGAAAACUCUAAAAUGGCGAGCAAUCUUUUCAAAAAACAGUAUUGGUUUUAAGUUUCGCUCCUACUUUUUCAUUCAGACAUGACUGUGAAUCAGCUUCGUUAAUGGUCAGUGUGUUGUUAUCGUUACUGCGGCUUACCCACUGUUUUUAAUUCUUUCCCGCACUUCGGGAAAGCAGUUUUGGUUGCCACAGCUUCUAUUGUUCAGGACUGUUGUUAAAUCUGCUGUAGUUUGUCAGCUUUCUAUUAUAAACUCGCUUGCUGUGGUGACAACAUGGUCCAGGUAUGCGAAUUACACUCGAGAAGUUAAAAGACUGAAUGUUCGCGAAGGUAAGAGGAAACAUUUCUCUUAAGAUCUGCGAAGUUAGGUUAAUGUCUGAGGCAGAGAUAUAUUUAGUAGAAUAGCUCGAAGUGAAGCCAAAAUUUCAGCAAAACGCGCGUGAUAAUCGCCGCAGCUGUUUGUUAUGGCGAUAAACUGCUAAAAAUAAUAAUUCAGUUUAUUUUUCUGUCAUUCAAAUCCUAAUAUUUUUUAUUAAAGAAAGAUACUGAAAUAAAUGUAUAUGGGCCAAAAACCUGUAUCGGGUCAUAGAUCGCAUAUUUCCAAAGUUUUUUUUUUCCUUGAUGUCUCUUUCAUGUUUCCCGUUAUCCAAAUCAUCAGCACUUAUUUCUUUUGCCGUAGAACAAAUCAAAAUUAAGCGUGCUAAUUUACGGCCUUUUUUGGUUAACAGACUGGACUGGUCUGCCAACGGUUGUUUUUCAAAUCUCUUCCUUAGUUUUCAUUACGUAAAUGUAUAUUUCCUAGUUUAUUUCAUUCCUUCGUUAUUGUUUGUUUUAUACCGGUCAAUCGGGCAUGUACCAUCAUAUUAUCAUUCUUUAUUUCUCAGAUAUCCUUUAGCUCCAGAAAAAUGUGCGUUGUGACGACUUUUAUAAAUGCUAAGCCAUUAAAACAAAAGAGUAAGUUUGCGCUAGGGCUUGCAGCGGCCAUUAAAACUGAUCAAACAUAUUAUCUUCAGAACUGAAGCUUCUCCGAAGGAAAAUAUACAGAAAGAAAAAUGUUGGGAAAUUCAUUGUGUGUAUGAAGUCUUAAUGUGUCAUAAGUUCUCUUGUCUUCAUGCGAGGUUGACGGGUAAAAUCUUUUACAUAUUGUGGUCAGGCUUACAGAGCUCUGAACUUAGCUCAGUCCAUUCCUCGUGGAACUACUGUAGUUAUCAUGAAAACUUUGCCAGCACUGCAGUAGCUUAUUAUUAUUAUUUUUAUUUUUGCCAGUAAUUAAUUCUCGAAUAUGCAACUGAACUAUUGAACUACCGGUAUGGCUUCAUGUUGUUGGACAGUUCACUCUCUCUCUCUGUUUUUCUUUUUCUAUUUUUUUUUUUUUUUCAAAACAAGUCCGCUAGUGUCCCUGCUGGAACACAUGAUUUCUCGUAAUGAUACUUCAACUUCACUAGUUUUGGAUCGCAGAACAGGAAUUAUAAAAUUAUAAAUCAAAUUACCCAAAAACGUUAUCAUUUAUUGGCACUUCCGUUAUCCCCCAGUCGCCUCUGAUCUAGCGAAUGCAAUUUCUUGAGUGGCAGACGUCAGUUUCAUUUUUUUUUCUGUAUUUUUUUUUUCAUACUCACCUUUUUAACCCUUUAAGCCCUAAGUGUGAUCAGCAUCAAAUUUCUCCUUGUAAUAUCAAUUCUUUCUAAAACAGAGAGGUCAUGAGAAUUACGGACAUGACCACACAAGAUGAAUGUGCUUGAUAUUUUAUCAACUUCUCCACAUUACUUCUGUAGAAAAUGAAUAGGGGCAACAAAUGAGAAUUCAAAUUUUGAUCCUAGGGUUUAAAGGGUUAAUAGAGAGGAUAACGCUAAUUAUGACUCAUCCAGAAAUCUGCGAUUUGUUCUGUUUUUAUUGUAUUAAGCAUCGCCUGGUGAGUUCGUCAGUGUACAAAACGAAAGUUCAUUACCUACUGAACUUCCUAACUAGCGAUUAUUAUAUUCCAGUACAGUCCCCUCUUUAACCUUUGGUGUUCUUAUACACAGUAAUUUUCAAGAAGUUAUAAUAACUCCUAUAGUUAGGUUAAUUUAACUCCUUACAGUGUAGUUAUUUUUGGGGGGAGUUAUUUUAACUCCAAAAAAGGAGUUUAAAGAACUCUCUUUCAGGAGUAAAAGUCACCACAGAUAUUGAGGAGUUAAAAUAAUCCCCAAAAAGGAGUUAUCCUGUACCUAAAAUUUUACUUUCAGAGUUAAAGUAACUCCAAAAAGAUUAAAAACAACCCAUGUAAGGAGUAAAAAUAACCCCAUUUUCGGAGUUAUUUUAACUCCAGAAUGGGAGUUAAAAGAACUCUUUUUCAGGAGUAAGAACGACCCUAAAUUUGGAGUUAAAUUAGGAGUUAAAGUAACCCCAUAAAAGGGUUUAUGCUGUACCUAAAAUUUUAACUCCAUUUUUGGAAUUAAAAUAACUCCCUAGAAAUUACUGUGUAACGCGCAAAGGGAUUAUACGGUAACAGUUAAAUAAUAGUUUAAAUAAUUAUGCUCCCUGGCUUACACCAGAGAUAAAAAGGAUGAUGUUUGAGAGGGACAAACUGAAAAGGGCUGCAAUUAUCAACAAUUCAGAUGCUCUUUGGACCGAGUAUAAGAUUGCUCGAAACAAUGUAAAUGCUAAUAUCAGGAAAGCAAAAACUAACUACUAUAAAAGGUAUUUCGAAACAAAUCUAGGGGAUAUUAAGAAAUCAUGGAAAGGAGUAAACUCAAUAUUGGGCCGAAAUUUACCAACAACUGAAAUAAAUAGAAUAGAUGUUGGAGAUAACUCAAGUACUACCCCAUUAGAAAUCUCUAAUGCUCUUAAUUAUCACUUUACUCACAUUGGGCCUAGGUUAGCCGAUAAUAUUCCCAAAACUAGUGUUUGUUUUGAGGACUACAUUACGCCAUCAAAUUCUAGUUUUACCCUGAACGAGACUCACUGCGGUGUUGUUCACCGUUUAGUGAGUUCGCUUCGAGUCGACAAGGCUACAGGCCUAGAUGGUAUUUCUGCAAGGCUUUUGAAAGAAGCUUGUCCUGAAAUCGUGCCUUCUCUCACCCAUAUAAUUAACCUAUCCAUUAGGUGUGGGUAUUUUCCAGACGAGUGGAAAAUUUCCAAAGUAUUACCUUUAUAUAAGGAGGAUAUUAAGUCUGAUCCUAAUAACUAUAGACCUAUAUCUAUUCUACCAGUUGUCAGUAAAAUAAUCGAAAAGGUUAUCUUCAAACAACUUUAUGAGUACCUAACUCACAAUAAUUUGCUGACAGUUUCUCAGCAUGGCUUCAGACCGAUGCAUUCUACUUUGACUGCCUUGCUUGAAGCUACUAACAACUGGUACUUAAAUAUUGAUGAUGGCCUAAUUAACAGUGUACUCUUUCUGGAUCUUAAGAAAGCCUUUGAUACGGUUGACCACAGCAUAUUGUUAAAAAAACUGCAACUUUAUGGUCUCGACCCGCAUGCAGUUCAGUGGUUCAAAUCAUACCUAUCAAAUCGCUUUCAGAGUACUUAUGUAAAUGGAACUCUAUCAGACUAUCUUCCUGUUAGUUAUGGGGUCCCACAAGGUUCUGUACUUGGACCCUUGUUGUUUCUCAUUUAUAUAAAUGACCUACAAGAAUGCGAGCUGUCAUCAUCUGCACUCAUGUAUGCUGAUGACACCUCGCUUACCCUUUCCGCCUAUGACCCCGCAACUCUUGAAGAAAAGUUAAACAAAGACUUGGAUGAGGUUCAAAAGUGGCUGAAAUCCAAUAAACUCACAUUAAAUGUCAAAAAGACAAAAUAUAUGAUAAUUGGAAGCCACUACCGACUAAGGCAUUUAAAUGGUGACUUAAACGUUACUGUUAAUAGUCAACAAUUGACUCGGGUGACUAAUUAUAGGUAUCUGGGAAUAGAGGUUGACGAGGCAUUGGGGUGGCAAUCCCAUGUAGAUACCAUCUGUAAAAAGGUAUCUGCAGGUAUAGGGGCCUUAAAACGUAUUCGUUCCCUGGUGCCUCGCCAAACCCUACUGAAAAUGUAUGAUGCUUUAGUCGCUCCUUAUUUUGAUUAUUGCUCCGAAGUCUGGGGAUGUAUGGGAAAAGGUCUGUGUGACCGACUCCAGAGAUUGCAAAAUAGGGCUGGGAGAAUUAUAACAUUUAGUGAUUAUAAUACAAGAUCUGCGGAUAUCCUCCAAGACUUGAGAUGGGAUACCCUUGAGCAAAGACGCUCUAAACAGCUCGCAAUAAGUGUUUUUAAAUCUCUAAAUAACCUUUACCCUGAGAGUUUAAAGAACAUGUUUAAACCAACCUCUGGGGUUCAUUCCUACAACGUGCGAGGUGCCUCAAACAACAUUUUUGUACCAAGGCCCCGUACUGAAGCUGCUAAGAGGGCCUUUAGCUAUAGGGGAGCAGUCAUGUGGAAUGGCCUAGAAAAUGUGCUUAAAGACGAGAUAAAUCUCAACUCUUUCAAGUCUGCCCUAUCUCUGUCUUGAACCAGGGAUUGCCUUGAGGGAGUUGAGAUAGAAUUUUAUUUUAGUUAUUUAAUGUACCUUUAAGGUUGUUUGAUUUUUGUGUGAUUAAUUAUAGGAUAGAUUUUCUUAAUAUAUAGAUAUAUUUAAGCAUUAAUGUAGUUACUCUGAAAAUUUUGUUUUGUAAACGGCUCACUGGAAGAGCAUUUUUAAUGAAGUGAUACCGUUAAUAAAGCUUUGAUUGAUUGAUUGAUUAGUUCUCAAAAGAUCGCUUAUGUCAUCUUCAGUUCUAUUUUUAGCUGGUUUCCAUGAAAUCGCUUUGUUCGUGCAGAUCGCUGAACUAUUUCAGCGAUCCUAGCGUUCUCAUGGAGGCUAGCGGGAUGUAAUGAAGGUACAUUUGAUGUACUUUUGAGGUAAUCGUGUUCCCAGACCCCGCCCUAGAUCAGCAGCACAGCUUCAUUGGUGAUGAGAAGAGACGACAUCAUAGUUACGUACUGACAUUUUAUACUUUUACUUUCAUUUGUGUUCCCCACAGGGUCAUGCUUUCUUUCAUUAUCUGGGCAUUUAAACCGUAGUUUUUCUCAAUCUACUUAACAUGGAAGCGGAAGACGAGAAGCCAAACGAAAGGGAUCUUUUGUGUGGCUGGAGGUCAUUUCGACCGAAAGUUCUUCAGAAACUCAACACACCGAAAUGGUUUCUUGUGUUUCUUACAAUCUAUUCCUUCAUGCAAGGUAAGAACAAACGGUAAUAACCGGUUCAGCUUCUUGUCGAAUUCGCUACUUUCUAGACUAGUUCGCAUCACGGUCGCUACAAAUUACUUUCUGUAAACCACUGAAAAGAUUUCUUUAAUCCAACUAGAAAACUGAUAAAUCUUUUAAUAUAUUUCUCGUUCUCUUAAGCUUGCCCCUGUGAAAGUGAAAAUUGUGGACUUUGUUAAUAGGGAGUAAGCCCAGUAUGUAGUUAGCGAACUCGAACGAAGUGAAUUUGACAAGUAGCGAAACCAGUGUAAAGCGAACGAACUGCUGCUACAUUAAUCUGAGUUUACUUACGUCUACCUUAUUUGUCACAGAAAUGUUACUGCUCAAAAUCGGUGUUUAAUUUUAAAAUUUUGCUUAACUGUAUAUAUCUGCUUAACAAGUGGCGAAUAAAGUUCAUUCAUUCAUUCAUUCAGAAAGAACGCUGUUAAAAGUUAACGUGCGAGAACAUUUUCGAGUCAUUUAAUGAUGCGGGAACACUUUCCGCUUUUUCUUAGAAAUUUCCGAAAGAUCGAAACAUCACUGUUUUUGUUUUGAUUUGUGUUUUUUUCCCCUGUUAUCCCGUGACUUGCGCGCGCUUGCCCUAUGACAUAUAGAAGAAAUCGACGCGCAAGGCAGUGUGCUUUAGGAAAUAAUAUAUAGAUUUAGCCAGGGCUAAAAGUGAAGCUUUCGUUAAUAUCUAUAGUUUACUAAACAAAAUACGAAAUCGUGCAACGGCAAGGGGCGAAGGCAACGAAAACAGCCCAAAAAAUCAGUAGGUCUAAUUAGCAAAAAACAACUUUUUUGUACAUUUCUUUGCCUUUGCUUUGCACGACUACAACGUGAAACUUCCAGAAACUUCCUUGUUACACGUUUUAUGGAGGAAAUGUUGUAGAUGUUCCCGUUCACUUUUUUUCGCUGCCGCUCAUUUUCACCAUGGUGGCAGCUAGCAUUCCCCUUUUUCUCAUUACCGCUAUAGAAUUUUUAUGUUUUUUUUCCAACGAAAUUGGUCUCCUUUUUUUUUUUUUAGCUCUUUGUCUGUUAUCCACGUCAAUGUAGAUAUUGAAAUCAAGUCGACAGAAAGAAUCAGCUUUUGUUGUUGUUGCUUUAUCUCUAAAAGGCCGGGAAGCUAUGCGAUUUACCGCCGAAACGGGUGGAUGCUUGAAAUGCAAACUUUCAUCCCGGCUUAUAUGAAGGGGUGGACGUACAUACGGACGUAUCCCGUACGGACGAUUUUCUCAAAACCAAAAUUUCUUAGAUGCAUAAACCUAUAAACUGCACUAAACCAGAAACUCAUAAGGGGUUGAACAACCUGUCAUGAGUUUCUGACUAAACCUAUUGUUGUUUUUGACGUUCUCGUUGCCGUCGCGUCGUGGGAUCGUAAGGGAAGAUCACCACAAAACACGCAAGUAAAAACCCUGUCACGUUCGUCACACACAAACGUUUUGCCGUCUUCUUCUUAGCUUUCUGGCCAAUAUCGACUUAAAAAAAGAAGGCAAACAAACGGACGAAGAAAGAAAGUGAAUUAGAAAUAGGAUCACUUUAAGAUGCAGAAAAAACGCCUCUCCCCUAACCCAAAAGUUUUGCUCUUAGUGAGUAACCUUGUCCCCAGGACCUUUCGCUAACAAAAUUGGAGGAACGGGAAAGCCCUGGGAACGAGGUUGCUGAGUGAGAAGUUAGUGUUAACGUUGGGUUGGGUGAGGGGCAGGUGGGCAGUUUGUUAGAUAAGCGAUUUGAAAUACAACGCGAUCUAGAAUUUCUGUUGUGUUAACGGUAGUUUCUUUUUCACAGGAAUGAUUGCAACUGGGCUUACAGCCGCGGGGCUCACCUCACUCGAAAAGAGAUUUAAACUUAGCAGCAAACAAUCCGGAAUGAUAAUAGCAGCCAACGAUGUAUCGGCCCUUCUUCUCAUUAUUUUCAUUAGCUACUUCGGAGGUCACAGAAACAAAGCCCGCUGGCUUGGCAUAGGAGCCCUCGUAACUAGCCUUGGAUGUCUUCUCUUCGCGCUUCCGCAUCUCCUUGUGGGAAAAUACACUCCUCUUGAGAUUCAAAGAACUGGACUCGGGGACACCUGUUUGUUUAACACCACUGGAACUCCGAGCGGUGUCGAGAAAUGUACCGAGGCGAAAGGGUACACGGCGUGGAAGUACAUGUUAGUGUUUGUAGGUGCCAAGCUUCUUUUAGGUGCGGGGACCACGCCCUUGUUUACACUUGGUCCAGCCUACAUUGACGAAAAUGUGAGUCCUAAGGUGGCGCCCAUGUACCUUGGGGUGUGGUUCACGGCCACGUUUUUUGGUCCCGGCAUUGGUUAUGUGGCUGGAGGAUCGCUUCUUAACGUUUGGGUUGACCUUAUACAGGUAUGGCUAUUACAGAACUUAAAGUUCAAUACUCUCAUUUUCCGUUUGCAUCUAAAUUCAGUGAACUAGGCCGGGUUGUUCAAAGCGGGAUAAAGAUAACCCUGGAUUUAGCGCGAAAUUUGGAUUCAAAUCUGACCGCUUACGAUGCAGAAUUCUUUUUGCCUACAAUUUGACUUGUGGGUGCUGUGAAUGUCUAAGUGACAAGGAAAAUAAAGUUUUGCCCCAGGUUAUCGAUAAUCGGCCCUCCACUAACGGAGUCCCUCUGUGCAUUUCCAUAAUCCAAUUCAUCAAAAUACCACAGAAAAAUAUUGAUCGAGAGUAUUUUUAGGUAUUCCUUCUAUAGCAUAAAAAACGUCACCACAGUAAAGAUCUACCCAUCAGUUUUGUUUUGAACGAUCACACGUGGUGAAUGUAAUCUACAGACUUAAAGGUUAGGACACCAAUAUAAUAAACAACCCCACAGAACAGUGAGGCCACGUCCACACGAAUCCGGAUAUUUUUGAGACUGCAUAUUUUUUUCCGGCGUUAAACCAAUCUGAAGAGUGAAUUCAAAAAGAUGCGGUUUCAGAGAGCGGAUUGACCGGUUUCGUGUGGACAGGAGGUCAAUUCGUGUAUAAAAAGCCAUGCGGUUUCAAAAUAUCUGGGCCUAAUGAACGGGAGAAAUGGAUCAGUAUUGAAACUUCCUACCUAUACUCCCCCCCCCCCCUUAACCAAAGUUUUGUCCUAGGAGAGGGGUAGUUUGACAGUCACCUAGGGUCUUACACUGAUCUGGAAAGAUAAUGAAAUUCAAAUGAUUGAUAUUUUUAUCAGAAAAGUGGUAAAGACAAGAGAUUUUCUCAACGGUAUGUUUACUAAAACUUUAUCUUUAAACCUCAUCAAUUUUUUUUUGGUUUCCAGCCCCCUGGAGUUGACUUAACGCCGGAAGAUCCCCGCUGGAUCGGGGCCUGGUGGCUAGGAUACUUUUUCGGGGGUCUGCUGUUGUUGUGUACGUCUAUAGCCCUGCUAGGUUACCCUAAAGAGAUGCCGGGAGCCAGGGAACGAAGAAUGAAUGCAAUCAGAGAGGGUCUUCUACCUGCUCGCGAUGAACACAUUCAAGGUCGACUGAAGGACAUCUUACCGGCUACAAAAGCUAUUCUAACUAACAAGACAUUCAUGUUUAACACCUGUGCAUUUUGCUGUACUACACUCAUCGCCACGGGUCUCGGACCUUUCGUCUCCAAGUUCAUACAGUCACAAUUCGGCAAGUCAUCUUCAACGGCCGGUAUGUAUGAGCAAUUACAGUGUUUUAGAAUUUUAGGUUUGGACUAAGGAGCUGUGACACUAUUCUUAGGUAUUUCCUACAACCCUAAAAACUUAUAUAAAUCAAAGAAAAUCCUGAAAUGAUGGUUCAGUUUUACUCAAAAUUUCUCUGCGGCUAUACAUAAACUCUUAGUGUGUGUUUUUUGCACUCUACAGCCAGGAUGUAAACAGAUUGCUACUUGAAAAAACUGGCCCACCUUUUUCAAGUUAAACUACUGUGUUGACCAAAACAAAAACCGAUCAUGCCUUGUUUUCCUUUUAACAAGAUCAUGUGAUAUCUUUCUUUUGGAGUCCCAAGUAUGAAAAAUGAUGACUGAGAAUUGCUAGCCUCUCAGCUUUGACUUUGACUUAAUGUGGAACUCUUCAUGACUUAGCUCCUUUAAGUAGAGUCGUAGUCGAAAACUUGUAUCCUAUUGGAAACCUUGGGCCUGACAUGUUUUCCCUUUGUGUGUUUCCUCAGGAAUUCUUUCCGGUAUCGUAAUUAUCCCAGGGACCGCCGGUGGUAUUUUCCUUGGGAGUUAUCUUAUCAAGAGAGUGGAUGUAAGAAAGUCGUGUAAGAUAGCCGCCAAGUAUUGCUUCAUUUUUCAAUUCAUCGGCACCUGGGCCGUGUUAACUUUCCUCAUUCCCGGAUGUAAGACCACGUUGCUCGCUGGAAUCAGUCAUCCGUAUCCAUUCAACAACAGGUACAGAAAUAUCAUUUAAGCAUAAAAGCUGAUAGUCGCGUAAUUCUCUUGCUUAAGGGGCAGGCAUGAUUACUGUUUCAGAAUAGAUUUUGAUUUUGGCGAUAAUGAUGAUGAUGAUGAUGAUAACGAUGAUUAUGAUGCUAUGUUGACAGCAGUGGUGAUUAUGAUGGUGAAGGUGCUGUUGCUUAUGAUAAAUCAUUAUGAUGGCCAUGAUUGCUGUGAUGAUGGUGGUGGUGUUGGUGCUGAUGAUGGUGAUGACGAUGUUGAUGAUGAUGAUGAUGAUGAUGAUGAUGAUGAUGUUGAUAAGCUCAAUUAUAGUACAGUCGACCCCCGCUUAAUAAGGACACCUCAUUAUUACGGACAGUUUGCUUUGUUCCUGUGGAAAGCCACACAUUUUCUCCAAAUUCAACCCGCUCAAUACGAACACGCGUUAAUGUUGACAACGGAUACAUGUUUCUUUAACAGCAUGUCAAUGUUCCCAGUGUCACUGUAAACCGGAUUGAAUGAUAUUUUCAAGCAUCAAACUAGUUAUGCAGAGAACGGUUUUGAUUAAGCAAUACAUAGAUGAGCGAUUUUAGAGUGUUUUCGUGGAUUUAGUCCGCAAAAUGACGGAGUUGUGAAAGUUGGUGAUGUUGACGAUGCGAAUGUCCUCUUUUAUUUCUUUCGUGUUUUGUUCUAAUAAAAAGUGUGUUCUGACUUUAAUAACACGACCCGCUUAAUACGGACACUUUCUUUGGCUCCUUCAGGUUUCGUAUUAACGUAGUUUGACUGUAUCAAACAUCGGGCACUGUUAGUUAUGGAAAAGACAUUUCUAACCUACUUACAGAGCAACGUAGUGCGAUUAGGGGGUCAGAUAGUCGACCAAUCGUCGCUAGAGCCCGAUUUUAUUUAGAAUCAACUAAGCGACUUGAAUAUUUAGAAAAUCUCGCAACACACACAAAAAACUUUAGGACGUCCUAUCCUGUCCUGCGUCGUACAAGUCCUAUUAGCUACUAAGAGUUACCGAGAACUUCGGUUAAUAAUGGUUUAUGUAAUAUUUGAGGGGAGUUGUAGUUUACAAUGUGCAAAUGUCGUAUAGAGCUGUUGUUUUGGUCGUGACACGGAGCUUUUAAAGUAAAGAUUGCGUGACCAUGAAGCAAGGUGGACACGGUGUGGUGACUCUUGUUUCUAUUUACAGGACCCUAUCUGAAGUAGAUAUUUCAGCGCCAUGUAAUUCUCUUUGCCACUGCAGUGGUCGUGAUUACGAUCCCGUAUGUGGAGUAGAUAAAGUGUCGUAUUUUUCUCCGUGUCACGCUGGAUGCACGGUACAAGUCAAGGACAAAGAGAAGAUGAAGAAGACCAACUUACUCUCCAUUGAAAAGGUAGGCACAGAAGAUGAAGCAGAGUAAACGACAUCGGGAAAAGAACCAAGGCUUAAGCCGUCAUUUUUGUAGGUUAAGUCUAAUACACCGUCCAAGUAUGACUUACUGUAACCACAUACGACGUUUCGAGCGCUUCCAUUUCCACAGAACGCAUAGUCUCAGAGUUUAUCGCAGGUAACUCACGAAAUCAUGUGCACCAACAUUGGAAGGGCAAGAAGACAAAAAGUGUCCAACAAUUUUGACUGAGACUUGCAGCAAGGUCUUGUUGGAUAAAUCCAGACCCGUCCGCAGUCUAAUUGUUCCUUGUUAUCUACAAGGAUAAAAGCCUAGGGAAAUGAAAUAGGUUCCCAGGGUGCAACACGUUCUCUUCAAAUUUGCCUCAGGAGAGACUGAGAACGAGUCAGGGUUAUCGUAUCAUUGCGUGUAGUAGGAAAUUAACUGUUGGUCAGUGGACACAGGUCUCUUAACAACAUUCUGUUGCCAGUUAUCUUUGUCGGGGGCGCUAGCGGUAUGUACUGAUGAUCGAAAAGUAGCCUCCAUGCGGUACUACCCGCAAUGAGAAGAAAUCCUGUUUAGAUUAUGCAGUUUUUCUUAAGUCGACCAUAUUUCCCAACGGGCCUUGAGCAAGUUAGAAACCAUUCUUCCAUCUACGGUCGCGAAAAACUUAAACGUUGUAAAAAAAAGCUGUGAAACUUUGCGCGCUCAACCAGCAAAUAGUCUUAAAUUGCGAUUCUAAGGGGUUGCGAAAACCUGUACGGUAAAUAUUACCGUGUUAUCUGACCUCAACAUCAUUCUUCUUUCGUUUAGUUUUAAUAUUUUAAUUCAGUUGUCUUCUUUUCACAGAAUUAUGUCAACUGUCGCUGCAUCCCGUCCCCAGAGACAAGCGUUCCAUAUGGCUCUGCUAAACAGGGAACAUGUGACCGAGAUUGUAAGAACCUCAUCCCCUUUCUUUUCGGUGCUGUGGUGUUGCUGAUCUUCAACUUCAUGAAUGCCACACCCAACAAGACUGUCGUGUUAAGGUGGGUUUUUUUCUGGCCACUUCAGAAACGAGAAGGGGACUGGGCUGAGUCAACGUUCACAAAGACUUCUGGGACUGUUCCCGGGGACAGGGAGAAAAUUGGCCAAUAGCUGACCGCCGCGUCCUUAGUAACCAUCCCGGAAGUUCGUUUCUGCGAUAAAGGGCGCUUUCCAUUUGACAGAACUGGUCGGCCGGAUCAUUGCUCUACCAUUGCUCUACCAGUCAGUUUGAAAAUGAAAUAGGCUUUUUCCAAGAGUUUUUGCUGAAGGACCAUCUCCUUCGUGCAUACUAUUCAGGAUUUGACUGAUCUGGCCGGAGAGUUUUGAUUAAAAGAGAAAUUAUCACUGCGACGGGAAAGGAAAUGGAAAGCGCCCUAGUUGUAAGUGCCGGAAUUUUUUCAAGUUCUGGUGUGUUUGUUCAUGGCAGACGCAAACGUAAUACGCUUUUUUAAGCUCGUUUUGCUCUUGUUCAUCCUUUUUUUCUCUUAAGCUGCUUUAACUUACUCUCUUACUAAUGAACGCCCCACUUUACCCUAAGAUCAAAGUUGGAAUUUUCAUUUGUUGCUCUUAAUGCUACAGAAGUAGUGGCGAGAAGUUAAAGAGCAAGGUUAAGCAAAUUCGAAUUCCUCUCCCGAGAUCUUGUCGUUAAUUCUCGUGGGUCUCUCUGUCUUACGUAGCAUUGAUAUUACGAGGCGAAAGUGGAUGGAGAUCAUUCUUAGGGCUUAAAGAGUUAAACAGACACUGAAUUACGCUCUGGCAAUUUCACUACCCCUCAUUUUUAACCUUCUCGAAGGGCCUGUUGAUAUGAAGGGGGUUAGAUCUGUUUGGCAGGCUGGCCCGGCUAAUGCCUGUGUCCAGUGUAUUCCAAAAUGUUCACAUGACCAAUUCCAGCCCGGUUUCGGGCUGAUUCCUUCACAUAAAAAUACUGAUGUAAAAAUCAUCGCGUCUACCGAGCUGGGCCGUUUAGAACGCACUAAAUAAAUAUGGCGAAGUAGCUUAAGUAUGACCAUGUAGUAAAAGCUUCUGGACAGAACCUCUGUGGUGUACUGUUUCUGUUUGACUUGUCCUUCCAACAAUCAUUAGCAAGUUGUAAAUGACAGACAAACCAGAGAGCACAUGACAAUCUUUCUUGUUGGUUUUCUCACUUUCAGAUGUGUGCCAGACAAUCAGCGGACCUAUGCUUUAGGGCUGCAGUGGUUGUUUCUGUGUAUGUUUGGGUCCAUGCCGGGUCCCGUGGUGUUUGGCGCAUUCAUAGACAAGACCUGUAUUUUAUGGGAGGAGACAUGCAGUGGAAGAGGCAGUUGUCUUGAAUACAACAACGAACUGCUCAGUUACCUGUUAGUUGCAGCUGGACUCUUCUUUCAAAGUAAGACGUUUUCUUGUGUAACUGUGCUCAUUUUUAUGUUCAGUGAUGUAACGGCUAUUAGUAAACUUACGCGAAAGGUCGCCUGAUGAAGGAAGCCGGCAAACCUUGUGUUACAAGCGUGACGAUAAUUUUGUAUGAAAAAAAUGUUCCGUCAAACUUCACCUUCCUUUAAGCAGAUCGUUUUGUAAAAGACCAAAAUACGGUAGUAUUUAGUGAAGAGACGCAAGUGAUAGCCCUGUCACGUUUGUCACACAUACACACGUUUUGUCCUCCCCUUUUUGCUGCUGCCCUGUUGCGCUUGAUGUUGUGUUUGGAGAACAAAUUUUGUCCCAGUUUCCUUAGACUUUCAAAAGAGUCCUUCGUCGGAUUUCAUAUGGCGCGUCGCUCGCGGUCGGCCGCUUCGCGGCCAAACAAGGCUUGCUCCGCUCGCGAAGAGGUCGACUUGUAGCAAGUCUACAGUUUCCUUUGCAACUUUCUAACGGAAAUCUUUAGCGCCCCCAAUACCGUUCAGGGCCGACUGUAUGUAUUAUUUCUUUCUUCCCAGUUCUUUCAGCGGCUCUUUACUUCGGUUCUUGGUUCUUCUGUAAGUCAAUCGACUCAACCCCAGCGGUCCCGGAUGUAGAUCAUCCCUCCACCCCACAGUUACAACAUCGCCUAAGCCCUCCCCAGACACCAGUACCAGGCUUUGUGUUCCGCCAAGAAAAACAGGCGACUGAUCAGCAGGCUGAUCCAGAACAGGAAGCUCUUGCGCAGGCUGGUCCUGACAGCAGAAGUUCUUCCCCAGUCCCUGGUAUUGCGCGGUAUUCCAUUGAUGAUGACAGUGUUUGUCUGUCUUUCAAAACUGCUGGUGAUGAGAGUGAAAGGAGAUUUUUACCGCAAAGCGAGUCGUCGAUUUAAAGGUGACUCAAAGAUACAAAAAACGUGUGCCGUUUAUCGACUUCUUCCUUCCCUUUGAGAGAUUCGUCAAGCACCUUAGAGUGUUCUGCAAGGAAUUUUUAGAUAACCCAGGUGGAGAUAAUGCAAAUAUAGUCAUCUAUUUGUUGGUGAAUUUUAGAUAUAGCAAACUUGUAUCUUUCGUGCUUCACAUUCGUGAGGAAUUAUUUGGGUAUCUAAUGGCAUUUUACGUUAAGACGGGUCAAUAGUCGAUUUAAGGUUCGUAAGGAAUAGAGGUAAUAUGACAGCUUUUAGAUGAUAACUAGCAGCCAGGUAAACUGCUCCAUCUUUCCAUGCACUCAGGAGAUGGUUAUCCUGUGCAGGAACGUUUUGUUGUAACUGUAGCUGUUGUUAUCUUGAUUCUCAAAGGAAGAAUAGGAAAGUUACAUGUCAACGAUUGAUAUUAGAAAAAAAAUGUCGAGGUUAAGCAACGAGAAUACUGACAUCCCGGAAGUCAUGAUUAGCAACCGGAGGUUCCAUGUCCGAUGGAACGCUUCUGUCUCACACAACGAAUCUGAAUGCCUUCGUUUUAAAUCCCGCUGUACGAAUGUGUUGAGUCAGAGCACUGACAGAGAGAAAAUAUCAACUUCAGUUGCCAUUUUUGACGUCAAUGUUCCCGCUGCUUAAGGUCCCUUUUUAAAAAAAAGCCCAUUCCAUUUCAACAUUGCAGCGUUAACAUAUCCUGGCCGCAUCUUAAAUCUUAAUUAUUGUGAUCUCGCAGUAUAAAACUUUGGAAUGCUGUCCACAUUAUGAGUAGUAUAGGGCGCAUAACAUAACCUACACCACUUUAGAAGCUAUACUUAGAAGUAAAAAAGGUCGGCACGAAACCUAAUACGAUCGUAAUAUACAUAAUGAUAUGAAAUAUCAAAUUAUUAUUAUUAUUAUUAUUAUUAUUAUUAUUAUUGUUAUCAUGGUUAUUGUUGUUUUUGUUUUCUUGUUUGACUCCCUCACUGAUGCAGUACAAAAAAGGUAUCAAAUGUAAGAAUAAUUUUGACAGAGGAAUUUUUACACAUUCUCCUUUCACGUUUGAAAUGAAGAAAAACUGAAAUAAGUCAUUAUUAUAAAACAUGUAGUUUGAGGGAUACACUAUUCACUUAGGAAGCACAGAUUAUGAGCGAUAAACUCAACGAAUGUAGAUACAGCUGAACGUAGGACCGAUACUUAGUUAAAAAAUUGCUUGGGACAGAUGAAAAACUCAGUAAGUGCAUAGCAGCUUCAUUAUGAUACAAUUUUAGCAACGAUUAUGCAGCAGUACUGUUUGGAUUUGACUUUGUUCCAUUUACCAUGUAAUUAAUAUUAUAUAUUUUUGAUAUUGCUUUUCUCCGUUUUAUUUUAAUUGGUGGUCGUUUUAUAGAUUUUUUUUUGUUUUGGGGGAAUUAUAUAUAAAUAUUUUCGUUAUUUUUCAUAUAUUUAAACACCAUAGGUGUAAUUCAGCUCAAAAAAGGCUUUCACCCAGCAGCUUUUCUCAGUAUUGGGUUAUUUUUGAUGCACAUUAAGGUAUAAAAACAAAUCACUUAUUUUCACUGCAUGGGAUUUAAAUCACUAUGUCAAUAAUCCAUGAUAAGCAGUCAUGAGGUAGCUUUGAAAAAGAUAGCGUGGAAUCUAGAGAAGAUUGACAAGUAUCUGUGGGAUUGUUUUGAGAGAGUUUAUCUAGUGAAAGUUUGUCAACGCUAAUAAUAACCAAGGGAAAUAUUUUAAAGAUAGUGCUUAGGCUGAGAUUAAGGAUUAGAAUAUAUCUGAGCGAUGUCUUUGUGUUUCUGGUUUCUCAAAAUCAGCGAAAAGUCAGUAAACUAGAAGUCAGAAUAGAUCGUUUUCACAUGACGUCACAGGGACUAAUUUGUGCACAAAAUUAAACAGUGAGACGGCGGCCAUGUUUGUCUACCGAAAUAAUCCUCUGAGAAUGUAACUCUGUUCUCAUGUAGAAUCUUCCUUUUGUUUCAAGAAAUUUACCUAGCUCCUAACCACGUGAGUUAAUUCGACCUAUAAAUAGCAACUCUCUCAUUAUUUCCGCCUUUAGAAGAGGCAUUACAUACCGUUAUUAGUUCGCUGAUCUUGGCUCUUGUCCCCCAAGUGCUUGCUCGGCCACUUUCGAUCCAGGCCACCUCUCUUUUUCUAUGUGAGCGAAAUAUUGCUUUAUAAUGCAACGUUUGACCUUCUUAAUAAGUUCGUUCCUAGGGUCUCUCUUGUUUUAAUUGUCUCCUUCGUUGUACGUUUUCGAGAGCUUCUGUUUCUUGUAAGUGCUCAGUUAAGGAAAAUUCUUAAAGAGUUAAUAGUACAGAGCUGAGAACAGAAAAUUCAGAACUAAAGAGAGUCAAGUUGAUCCUUAAAAGUGCCAGAUUUGUUUAAAAGACUUCUCCCUAAUAUUCCAACCUAUCGUAACAAAUACAUCUUUCCUAUUUUCCCGCGUGGGUUUGUCUUUUAAACAAUUUGAAUUCAAAAUCCUUUCCCUAAUACACUUUUUCAGUCUAAUACUUUAAAAAAUUAGUUCUUUCAGUAAUUACGUUCAAAUUUAUUCAAGUGCAUUUAUAUUCAGUUAGUACUGUACGCUUGUAUAUAGGAUAAAAGAGAAUGUUUUUAGCAAUGACACGAGGAAGCAGACUUUUUUGACAGCCCUGUACUGCUUUGCUACUUCUCGAAAGAAGGUCGUUCUUUUGACCUAAGCCCAUUCCCAACACAAGCCCUUUUUAACACUAUAACGUAAAUUUUACAACUGGUGUUUUAGAGUGAAUUUUUCUAGAAGUAAGCAGUAAAGGUGCACCACAAGAGACUGUUUUCCUCAUUGCUCGAGUUACUUGAAGAUAGUUGAAACCACACUCUUGUCGAAGCCAAUCAGUGGUUGAUGCUAAUAAUUCUAAAAUUUGAUCAAUGUUAUACAAGAUUGUUCCGUGGAUUCGCGUUUUAGAUGUAAUCAGUCCAUGAAAACUCGACUGGUUAUUUAUUUAAAAUGUAUUCGAUGGUUAAUGAAAACUCAGUUUCACAUAUUAAUCUUGUUUUCUCCCGUCAGGGGGCUGUUGUUUACCAAUAAUCUGAAAAGUCAAAAGUGAGUUCUGAAUUAAGGUGAUUCCCUAGUAAAAGAACCUAACAUAGAUUUUAGAUGAAACUUGGUACACUGAUGCAAUAAGUCAAGAAGAUGAUAAAAAGGUAAUAAAAAGUGGGGGUCACCGUGCUCGUUUUGACGUCACAAUGCCGACAAAUACGGCUAUUUUGGACCUUUUGACAUAAACCGCGCGCAGCCCAAAACUAGACAAAAAGGAAAGAUUUUUUCAAUGAUGCAUAUGGUAUCGCACAGAAUUUGACUUUAAUGUAUUGUUUAUCCACUUACGUACUAGAAAAAUGCCUUUUAAUGCCCUUGUUUUUACUUUACGCUCCAAAGUAGAAUUAAAUUGGACACGCGCUAUUCGACACGUGAUAGCUCAAUCCGUACAAUUUAGUAAACUUGCCAAAAAACUGAACAUAGAUUUGUGCCAAUUUUUUUCUCACCGAAAGGAAGCACUGUCCUUAUUAAAAUCAUGAAAUAAAAAAUGGGGGUCACCGUACUCGUUUUUGCGGUAGAGCUGCAGAAAGUGCGCACCAAAUGCAUUUUCCUUGAUUUUUGAGAGAGGACUGGGGCGAGUUUCAAUUAGAAUGUAUGCGAAAAGGGGAAGAAAGUACUAAAAAAUCCGUUUUUACAGAAUUUACAUCGAGAUAUCACAUUUAGGACACAAUGUGAUAAAGAAAGCGUUUAAAUGAAAAUCAAAGUGAAUAAGCACAAAUUAAACAUCCACUAACGAGGUUCUCCGUGAGGAAGUCGAACUCAGCAUCACGCGUACUGCUUACGUUAUGCACAUUCCCACCACACUGAGUCUCACCUCGACAAGAAACAACCGCGAGCAAAAAUUGCGAUAGCGUUUCUCUUCGGUCAGCUUCAUUUUAGUAAUGUUACUUCACAUGCUCUUUUUUACGGAGGCCAUCUUGUUAUGCGCAGUAAGAGAUGCGCAGUGCAAAACCAGGGAAUCACCUUAAGUUCAUUUGAUCACAGACUUUUAAAGGACACAAUGAAGGCUUAGUGAAAACUAUCAACCUUUGUUUAUUAGUAAGUAAAAGUAGCGGCAAUAAAUUUAAAACAAAGUUGUUUUCGUAACU
Messenger RNA from Porites evermanni, 31758 nucleotides. Lineage: Eukaryota; Metazoa; Cnidaria; Anthozoa; Scleractinia; Poritidae. The record is from the annotation of a GenBank genome assembly.